CGUUACGGAAAAAAAAGGGUCUCCGGAGCACUUGAGCUCGCAGUCGCCCUCGCUCUCUCCCCAAUUCUCCACACCCAACCCUAAACCCUAGAAAUGCCAUCGAAUCCCAAAUCCUUGAUGAAAUCCAGGGCAUUCGAAAGCAAUGUCGAAGCGCUAAACCUAACCCUAUCGAUGCCUGACGCCCUUGAUGACGAUUUCCAGAACCCCAGUGAGAUGAUCUCCGUCGCCCAGAAUCUCAUUCUCUCCUCGCUCAGAAACCCUAGCUCGCAACCACUCAAGCCGUCCAAUGGCGUCCAUCCUCGGAAGAGGGCGAAGACGGCAGCUGCCUCCGGGAAGGAGAAUCGGAGAAUCCCAAUGUCCUUGGGUUUUGGUUUCAUAGUUUCGAGCGCAUCCGAUGGGAACGAGGCGAGGAGAGCGGAAAGGAGGGGUUCUUCGUCACCGACGGAAUCCAUGUUGGUGAAAGGUUCUCCUGCGGCUAUAUCUGAUGCUCGUGUUUCCUCUGCAUGUGAUGGGAUGAAGGUGAUUGGUUCGGAGUCUAGUGUUUCUGUUGGUUGUGAUGAGAGGAUUGAGAUUACGGAGGAAAAAUCGCGUUGUUUGACAUCAGUUGAAUCGAAGGUGGUGCAAAAUGGGGAAAAACAAGAGACUGAAUUAAUGUUGUAUAAGGGAAGUCAUUACUCGAUGUCCAUUGAAUCGAGGUUGUUGGAGUCUAGAGCUAAGUCUCCUUUUUGUAGAGGAGAAGGUGAAGAAAAAGGUGGCUCCUUCGAAGGUAAUGAUUGUGAGGAUUUUGAGCCGGGCACGCAGCUUAAUGAGCUGAUGAAUCUGUGUUGUGAAAUGGGUGAGGAAGGCAAUUCAAAUGAUGGGGUCACUUUGUCAGAAGAGAAUGAUUUUGGUGUCAGGACGCCUAAGUUGCAAUGGAAUGGUAUCAUGGAGUGUCCUUUAUGUGGUUCCGAUAUUACAGAUAUGAGCGAAGAGAUGCGACAGGCUCACACAAACAAGUGCCUAGACAAAGAUGAAAAUUUGGAGGUACCUGUUUCUAUUCAUGAAAUAAAUUCAAAUUUACCUCAAAAAGCUGUCGAUGUCAACCCUGUUCUUGAAUGGCUACGGAAUUUGGGCCUAUCCAGAUAUGAAGAAUUUUUUAUGAGGCAAGAGGUCGAUUGGGAAACCCUGCAAUGGCUAACAGAAGAGGAUCUUCUCGGUAUUGGUAUAGUUGCACUUGGACCAAGAAAGAAAAUAGUCCACGCACUCAGUGAGCUUCGGAAAAGGACCAAUCAUGCCCAUGUCAUAGAGAAAGAUAUUUCCGGUGCAGCAGCCAAUAAGAACUCAAGACUAUCAAUACCUGGAAAUAAGUUGAUAACAGAAUACUUUCAAGGUCCUGUUGUUGAUAGAAACAGGGUGUGCAGCCUCAAAAAAACACUUAAUGGGAAAGGUAAUAAGGAUUCAGCUUCUAAAUCUGUCCACACCAGAAGUUGCAUGAGUAAAGGAAAAGCAAGAGAUAUACCUCCUUGGUGUUGUAUACCAGGAACACCAUUUCGAGUGGAUGCAUUUCGUUAUUUAAGAGGAGAUUGUUCCCAUUGGUUUCUAACGCACUUCCACAUUGACCAUUAUGGGGGGCUCACAAGAAACUUCUGCCAUGGGAAGAUUUAUUGCUCCUCCAUCACGGCACACCUUGUAAAUAUGAAGAUAGGUGUCCCAUGGGAUAGGCUGCAUAUCUUACCCCUCAACCAGAAGAUUACAGUUGCAAGUGUCAAUUUGACAUGCUUUGAUGCAAACCACUGCCCUGGGUCUAUAAUUAUUCUUUUCGAACCGCCUAAUGGCAAGGCCGUUUUACACACCGGGGACUUCAGGUUUUCUGCAGAGAUGGCUAGCAAUUCUGUGUUGCAGUCAUGUCAUGUCCACACAUUAAUCCUUGAUACGACCUACUGCAAUCCUCAAUAUGACUUUCCAAAACAAGAGGCUGUUACACAGUUUGUCAUCGAGGCCAUUCAAGCAGAAGCUUUUAACCCCAGAACUCUCUUCCUGAUUGGUAGCUAUACAAUUGGAAAAGAGAGGCUGUUCUUAGAGGUUGCUCGAUUGCUCAGAAAGAAAGUAUAUGUUGGGGCAGCAAAACUACGUUUGCUAAGGUGCUUGGGGUUCCCUGAGGAGGACAUGCAAUGGUUUACAGCUAAUGAGAUGGAGAGUCACAUUCAUGUUGUACCCAUGUGGACACUAGCAAGCUUCAAACGGAUGAAAUAUAUAUCCAACCAAUACUCUGACCGGUUUGACCUCAUAGUUGCAUUCUCUCCUUCUGGUUGGGCAUUUGGAAAAGGAAGGAAAAAGACUCCUGGGAGAAGGUGGCAGCAAGGUACCAUCAUCAGGUAUGAAGUCCCAUACAGUGAACAUUGCAGCUUCACAGAGCUGAGAGAGUUCGUGCAGUUUAUAUGUCCAGAGCACAUAAUUCCAAGCGUAAACAACAAUGGCCCCGAGUCUGUUGAUGCCAUGAUCGCUCUUCUCAUGUCUGAUUCAUAAAAGAUCUACCAGCUCUAUCCUCCCGAGCUCAAAAUCAAUUCAUGGAUUCAUCAUUCAGGCUAGAACAAAGAAGCUGGCGCUUGUGUGUAACAGCUGAAAUUGCCAUCCAGAAACAACACCAAGAUAUGCAUGAGGGUGAGAUAUGUUCUUCAGACCUUUCUUUUCAUUAUCUGUAUUUUCUUUAUAAUUCUGCAUGAAAAUGUUGUAUAGAUAUUCUCUAGAAUAUAUAUAUAUAUAUGUCAAUGAAAAGUUAAAUUUUGGUACAA
This is a messenger RNA of Elaeis guineensis (African oil palm), 2771 nucleotides long. RefSeq lists its product as uncharacterized. Gene Ontology annotation, molecular function: damaged DNA binding; protein binding; 5'-3' DNA exonuclease activity. Lineage: Eukaryota; Viridiplantae; Streptophyta; Magnoliopsida; Arecales; Arecaceae. The record is from RefSeq and is a predicted model, not a curated record. Gene Ontology annotation, biological process: double-strand break repair via nonhomologous end joining; interstrand cross-link repair.